Clupea harengus (Atlantic herring) is the source of this 4892-nucleotide messenger RNA. RefSeq names its product desert hedgehog signaling molecule (gene dhh). The record is from RefSeq and is a predicted model, not a curated record. Gene Ontology annotation, molecular function: calcium ion binding; patched binding. NCBI's taxonomy places the organism in Eukaryota, Metazoa, Chordata, Actinopteri, Clupeiformes, Clupeidae. Gene Ontology annotation, biological process: multicellular organism development; cell fate specification; cell-cell signaling.
UAUUUAAUUCCCCGUUUUGUCUGUCAUCAUAGGUAUGGCAUUUUCAUUGUUUACCAAACCCGUCUUAGUCAUGGCUUCAGAAGAACCGCUUUAAACAGUCUAACAUAAAACAUUUGUGUUUACAGGAACCUGAAGAUGAAACAUGCCAUGACCUUAUUGUGGGCAGUGCAUUAGCAUCUGAAUAAAUUAGACGAGUUGUCAAAUGCUUAGAUGUGCAACAUUCCUUGGAGGAAGUCAUCUGCAUAGUCCUCUGCGCUUCAUUUUCUUCUAUCACUUGUGGAAAGCAGAAAGACAUUAUCAUUUGGUAUUUUAUUACUUUCUGAAAUCCAAGCCAUUGUUCUGAAGUGGAUAAAAAUAUUAUGUUGACAGAAUCACUGGGUGUUUCCAGUCAAGAGGUCUUCAGAGCGCUGAGGCCAUGUCUUGUGGUUCAGGAGAAAACAAAAGGAGGGAGAUUAACCGAGUUGAGAGAGCGCGUGUGUCAGGGCUGCACUGUCUCUUCAGCAGGAAGCUCUUGUGCAGAGCUGGCUGUGUGUCAUAGACCCUCACCUUUAAACCGGUCUAUUUAUACACUACCGUCAAAAAGCAUUUCUGCUCAAUUCAUCCCCUGGGGAACUACUGUUUUACCGCAAUCUACCCCACCACUCCAAGUCAAAGUUUGCAUACAGUCUCUUAGUUUUCAGUGCAGAGAAAUAUAAAGUUCAAGAAGGUUUUGUAGAUUUGAUAGAAGUUAUAACCAAGAACUUUUAACUCAAACAUAAUAAAUGGGGAGGGGGGACUCAUGAGAGGAUAUUAACGACAGUUAUCCUGUAUGGCGCACGAGGUUGAAUUGGAGGCGUGUGCGCCACUGUCGCCCUCAGAGCGCGCAGGAAGGGAGGGCAAUCUUGUCCGGUCACAAAUAAGACCUGGCGGCUUGUGCGAAACGGACAGGAGCCCUCAGUCUCUAUUGGAGACUGCCAACGGAGAAUAACGAGUAGCUUGGCAUGGAGGUAGCUUCUAUGGACCACUGGAGUGAAGGCAAAUAUUGUGUUUUAAAGAACUAACGGACAUACGAGGGAUAUGGACCUUAAGGGAUGCGUGCCAAUUGAUUGUUAUGUCUGGAUCAAAGAACAUGAGGUGAUUGGAUACCUGUGAUACACCUGUUACCUUUCGCGGACUUAAAGGAUGUAACACAGCAGGGCAAGCUCGACCGACUUAGUUUACAUAAACAACACAAAUGAAUAAUAUAAACAAGAAAGGCUGUCAGUGUAUUGAAAAAAAAAAUUGAUCUUCUGACCAAUUAUUUUUCCUCUUAUCAUGUACAAUUCGACAUAAUUGCGAACAUGUCUUGAAUUAUAUAUAGGAUACUUACACUAUUCACCAAUAAAUUACAUUACUUGCUUCUAAGCUCCAUACAUGAAAGGAUUUUCUUUAGUUACAGUUGAUCUUUGAUAGGCUACAAGACCACCACGCAUCGAGAGGAGGAUAUGGACCUGGCUACUAUUAGAAUCAUCUCAAAAUACCAGCAGGUGUCCAGCGCUGUAAAGUCACGCCAAUGACGUUGUCUCCGUGGCAUAGGCGGGCACUGCUCGUCUUGCUGUCGGUGUGCACAUACACAUCGCUGUUGGUCCACGGAUGCGGUCCUGGACCGGGGUAUGGCGCCCGUCCCAGACCACGCAAACUAAUUCCUAUGAGGUACAAGCAGUAUGUACCCCAAAUCUCUGAGAAUAACCUCGGUGCAAGCGGGCGGCCAGAGGGCAAGAUUACGCGCGACUCCGAACGGUUCAACGAGCUGGUGUGCAACUACAACAUUCACGUCGACUUCAAAGACGAAGAGCACACUCAAGCCGACCGCUUCAUGACAAAGCGCUGCAAGGACUGCCUGGACAGGCUGGCCCUAGCUGUGAUGAUGCAGUGGCCAAAGACCAGAUUGCGAGUCACAGAGGCCUGGGACGAGGAUGGAAAUCAUCCUCCUGAUUCUCUGCACUAUGAGGGCCGUGCCGUAGACAUCACCACUUCGGACCGCAACACCUCCAAGUACGGCCUUCUGGCCCAGCUGGCCGUGGAGGCUGGUUUUGAUUGGGUCCACUAUGAGUCCAAGCACCACGUCCACUGCUCUGUCAAAGCUGAUCACUCUGUGGCUCUUGAGAGAGGUGGCUGUUUCCCAGGGUCGGGACAGGUAACUAUGGAAGGAGGAAGACAGAUGCCUAUGUCUUUACUGAAGCCUGGAGACAAAGUCCUUUCCCAGACAGCGUCGGGUCAAACAGUUUUCAGCCGGGUCCUUGUCUUUCUACACAAGGACCGUGGGAGCAGGUCUAUUUUCCUAGUGCUGGGCACGGAGGACGGACAGAGACUUGCACUAACACCUAAUCACCUGCUAUUUUAUUCUUCUUAUUAUGAAGUAGAUCACAGCAAGUACCAAGGUUACUUCGCUAGCAGAGUGCAGAAGGGAGACUAUGUCCUUGUCCACGGAUCAGGAGGGAGAGUGAGACCAUCCAAGGUAACCUCAGUGUCACUGGAAGAGAAGGUGGGCGUCUAUGCUCCCCUGACGGAACAAGGCACUCUUUUUGUGGACGGGGUUCUAGCCUCUAGCUAUGCCUCUGUGGAGGACCACAGACUUGCACACUGGGCCUUCGGGCUUCUUCGUCUCCUGUUUUCUCUGUCAUGGUGGACCCAGGGUGUGGACCAAGAGAGUGCGCAAGUCCGAGUGGCAGAGGCCGCCCAUUCUGAGGCCCAGACUUACAGUCAUGCGCGGAACACGUGCCAAAUAUGGGGGAAUGAGACGCUGAGAGUCAGAGGUGUAGGUUGGGACCAGAAUAACCAUUGCCAACAAAGCACAGCUUCACUGAAAGACAGUUAUGGGGAAACCUGUGAGAAAGAAGGACACAAACAGUGUAAUGUUCAUUGGUAUGCUAGACUUCUGCACACCCUAGGGCAAAUAUUACUGGACCCGCAGAUAUUUUACUAAUAAAACACUUAUCUCUUAGCACUCCAACAGUAAAUGAAAGAUAUCUUUAUCAACAAUCUAACAUUGCUAAACCCAAAACUAUGACAAAAGACAUUCACAUUUUCUUUACAAUGUAUAUGUAGAGUUAUUGUUUCAUAACAGAUUCCUUACACAUGUCGAGUAACAUCAGGUGUCAGGUAGAAAGGGGUCUUCCAAUGAGAGGCAUCAUAUUUUUACAGAAUGGAUGCCUUUAUGCGGUUAUGUUCUAAAAAUAAUUAGCUAAUAAAAAUGAUGUUUUUCAACGUUCAUAAUAUGAGAAAAUGUUUUAUACAAACUUCAAAAUCUUUAUUUUUGUACUUUUGAUUUGUAAUAUAUACCUAUAAAUGUAUCUGAUUAUUUUAAAUAUUCACACCAAGGCCAUGUUAUUUGUCAAGAUAUAUUUGCUCUCUAAAAUUACAGUGAAAACUAUUAUUUAAUUUUGUAAAAAAUCAUAAUACGAAAAAUUGUCAAAAAAAGAAGAAAAAAAGAAAUAAUUAAAAACAAAAUAUGAUGUGCUUAACUCCUUUUUCACUUUGCAGAUGUUCUUAAAGCUUCCUUCAAGAUUGUGGUGUUCUCUUGUGAGUUUCUUUAGGUGUUUUGAUGUGUUGUCCUAGCCUAAUUGCCAACAGGCAUUAGAACUUUAACAAUUUAUUUAUAUUUAUACAAAUUCUAUAGUGUUUUAAUCAUGGACGGAUUAUGAAACCAUGGGCCCCUGGAACUGGACAUGUAAAAGGCCCCCCCACCCCUUCGAGCGGGCAUCACAAUAACUAAAUUCACCUGUACCUCAACAGGAUUUACAACGCACAUACACAUUUUCUAACACAGCGCAUGUACACUAAAUUAAAACCAACAGCAAAUAAACAAAAUACACAAAUAAGAGAUACAUAACUGCGACUUCACGCAGAGGGUCUGGCUUAGGGGCCCCUGAGCUCAUGGGCCCCUGGGCACGGUAGGCCCGUUCGGCAAUCAAUCCCUGGUUUUAAUGAUCUGUUUGUGACUGCUCAUGAAGUCAUUAGCUUCUCACAUACAAUUUGUGGCAACCUGAUUUGGAUUCAUAAGAUAUAUAGAAGAUAUAUGAUAUCACAGGCAAAGAGUACGAAUGGUUUAUGCAUUGGUCCACUUCAAAAGCUCCUUUAGCCGUUCACAGCGGUUGGCUCGCUCUCUCCCUCUCUCCUCUCCAUAAGGGAAUCAAAGCUGGGCAGAGCGUAUUUACUUGACUACUGUAAAGACUCGAGAAACAUAGGCCUCUACUGGAAUUAUUUUUUGAUAACAAAAUUGAUGUAUUGAUUGAAGUUCCGACGUGAAGCUAGACGUGAAAUUACGCAGACUGUUGAUUGUUCUAAACUUUUUUUAAAUGACCUCCGCCAAGGAGGUUAUGUUUUUGGUACGGUUUGUCUGUCUGUGUUUGUCUGUCAGCAGGAUUACACAGAAACUAACAGACACAUUUUCAUUUAAUUCAAUUUUGGAGUGGAUCUGAAUUACGUGGCAGAUCCACGAAUUAUUCCUCACUUUCGUGAACAGUGCGAGAUUGGGCAUUGGAUUUGGCGGAGGUCUGCGCUCUGAUUGCCCUUUUCAGAGUAAUCCAUGAUUUUCUCAGAAUAAACUGAAUUGGGACUUUAACGCCCCCUCGUGGACAAUAACCACAAUAACAACACUGCUUUUCCGAUGUUAGAUAGAUCGAUGAUGACGUUUCUGUAUGCCAUAUGGAGGCUAAAUUUGACAUGAUGUAUAGACCUAUGUAGAGCUCACAAUUAAGCAAAUCAUUGUCAAAAGCUGAAUGAAAUAUAAAACGUUUGUAUUUAGCAAUACAGCCCAGAGGGUGACACUUGUACAUGGAGAAAUACCUAUUUUGCUAAAUUCUUGUCCCAGAAAUGUAUGCUUUGUCAAGGUCAAUAUAGCUCAAAUAAAAUUGACAUAUUUAAAAAAAAAA